AUGUCCCUCUACACCCUUGUGUUCGGCAUCCUGGUCAUGGAGGUGGUUGCCUUCCUCCUGCUGAUGCUGCCUUUCUCCCCGGCCUUCCGGAAGAAGGUCGUUUCGCUCAUCGCCAACUCCCCGUUCGCCGCAAAGCUCAAGAUCGGUGUCCAGGUGGUGUUUGUCCUGGUCACUCUUCUCUUCCUCGAGUCCAUCAGCCGCAUGUAUCGCCUGGAGAAUGAAAUCUCCCAGCAGCAGGCCGUCUACAACAAGGGCACCGCCCUGAUCGACCCCUUCAUGAACCUCUACACCUCGAAGUUUUACGCCGAGCGCAAUGUCUACCUGACUGGCAUCACUCUCUUCCUGGCCUUUGUCCUCCACCGCUUCCAGGCCGUGCUUCUGGAGAUCUCCACCUCGGAGGCCAAGCUUGCUGUCCUGCACAAGCAGUAUCUCAACUCCGAGAAGGAGUACAAGCGCAUGAUCGAUGAGUCCGGCUCCUCCUCCUCCUCCAUCAAGGAGCUGAACAAGACCAUUGCCGACCUCGAGAAGGAGGUCACCUCCCUGAAGAAGAACAACACCGCCCUCGAGACCCAGGCCAAGAACCAGAACGCCACCUUUGUCAGUCUCAUGGAUGAGCGCGACAAGCUCGAGCGCAUGGUCAACCAGCAGCGCGGCGUCGUGGAGAACAAGAAGGAUCUCUGA
Messenger RNA from Fonticula alba, 681 nucleotides. RefSeq lists its product as hypothetical. The record is from RefSeq and is a predicted model, not a curated record. Lineage: Eukaryota; Rotosphaerida; Fonticulaceae. Gene Ontology annotation, biological process: intracellular protein transport; endoplasmic reticulum to Golgi vesicle-mediated transport. The transcript is spliced from 7 exons. Gene Ontology annotation, cellular component: endoplasmic reticulum; endoplasmic reticulum membrane. The coding region runs from base 1 to 681 and encodes 226 amino acids.